Suncus etruscus (white-toothed pygmy shrew) is the source of this 3587-nucleotide messenger RNA. RefSeq names its product TBC1 domain family member 14 (gene TBC1D14). The coding region runs from base 80 to 2137 and encodes 685 amino acids. NCBI's taxonomy places the organism in Eukaryota, Metazoa, Chordata, Mammalia, Eulipotyphla, Soricidae. The transcript is spliced from 14 exons. The record is from RefSeq and is a predicted model, not a curated record.
CCUCGGGGUCUGGGCUGCGUCCCGCGGGCCCCGGGGAUGGCGUCGAAGCCGCGCUGACGCCGUUUCUCCUUGGACCAAGAUGACCGAUGGCGCCCUCUGCCCCCCCACAAAUGGCAUAGCCACGAUGGGCGUGGUGGACGGCCGCCCGGGCCACCCAGUGCCACGCCUGCUGCACCCCGUGAGUCUCAAGGUGCCCCCUCCCCCGCUGUGGCUGGAGCCGGAAACUGGGACCAGGGAGGACCAGCGGAGCCUGCAGUCUGCAGACUCGGGCAUCCCCACCCUCGAGAUCAGCGACCCUGAGCCGGUGUCCACACGCAGGAGGCAGCCCGAGGGUGCAGAGGUGCGUGCCGUUCAGCGGGUCUGCCAGAGCGCCUGCCCACUGCCCUCCUAUGCGCCUGGCACAGCCCCCCGUGCCCCCGAGCAUGAGCUGUGUGUCCCCAAGUCCUCCACCUUCCCCCGGACCGGCUACGACUCGGUGCGGCCUUACAGCCCCGGCACUAGGGCAGCGCGUGGCAGCGACCAUGGCUCUGUGGGCAGCGCCUCAAGCCUGGGCACGGAGCUGUCAGCCAGCAAUGAGGACGUGCCCGACCUCACGGUCACCAGCAGCUCCAGCGCUAUUGUCACCUUGGAGACGGACGAGGACCCCCACUUCACUGACAUCACCCUGAGUGCUGGCAGGGCCGGGACUGGGUUGCUGCGGGAGCAGGCGCAGGAGGAACCAACGGACGCAGGGAGCAAGCCCGGCCUGCUCGGGUCCCUCGGAGGCUUCUUGUCCAGGAACUUGCUUGCUAGGAAACAAAAUGCAAGACAUGACAAACAGAGUGACCUGGGAUGGAAGUUAUUCGGAAAAGUGCCACUGCGAGAUGGUGCGCAGAGAGAGGCCCAGAAAACGCAGCAGGAAUGUGAAGACAAAUCUGGUGCCCACAGCAAGCCCCCAUCUCCGAAGCAGAGUGUGCGCAAGAGCCUGGACUUUGAGCCCCUCUCCACCACAGCUCUCAUUCUGGAGCAUCGGCCGGCAAACCUCCCGGCUAAGCCCGCAGAGGAGGCGGAGAAACAUAAGCAGGAGUAUGAGGAAAUGGUGGUCCAGGCCAAGAAGCGAGAACUGCGAGAGGCCCAGCGGCGGCGGCGUCAACUGGAGGAGAGAUGCCGACUGGAGGAGCACAUCGGCAACGCUGUCCUCACGUGGAACAACGAGAUCCUGCCCAACUGGGAGACUAUGUGGAGCUCCAGGAAGGUGCGAGAACUCUGGUGGCAGGGGAUUCCUCCCAGCGUGCGAGGCCGGGUCUGGAGCCUGGCUAUCGGCAACGAGCUAAACAUUACCCAUGAGCUCUUCGACAUCUGUCUGGCCCGUGCCAAGGAGAGGUGGCGGUCUCUCAGCACAGGUGGCCCCGAGGUUGAUAGUGAAGAUACGGGAUUCUCAGCCGCAGACCGAGAGGCUAGCCUGGAGCUCAUUAAACUGGACAUUUCCAGAACAUUCCCUAAUCUCUGCAUUUUCCAGCAAGGAGGCCCAUACCACGACAUGUUGCACAGCGUUCUGGGUGCCUACACCUGCUACCGGCCAGACGUGGGUUAUGUGCAGGGCAUGUCCUUCAUUGCGGCCGUGCUCAUUCUCAACCUGGACACCGCGGACGCCUUCAUCGCCUUCUCGAAUCUCCUCAACAAGCCCUGCCAGAUGGCCUUCUUCCGUGUGGACCACGGCCUGAUGCUGACUUACUUUGCUGCCUUCGAGGUCUUCUUCGAAGAGAAUUUGCCCAAACUUUUUGCUCAUUUCAAGAAAAACAACCUGACCCCCGACAUCUACCUAAUUGACUGGAUCUUCACCCUAUACAGCAAGUCGCUGCCGCUGGACCUGGCAUGCCGUGUGUGGGACGUGUUCUGCCGGGAUGGAGAGGAAUUCCUUUUCCGCACAGCACUGGGCAUUCUGCGGCUGUUCGCUGACACGCUGGCCCGCAUGGACUUCAUCCACAUGGCGCAGUUCCUCACCCGCCUGCCUGAUCGCCUGCAGGCCCCAGAGGUCUUCGCAUCCAUUGGCGCCAUCCAGAUGCAGAGCCGCAACCGGAAGUGGGCCCAGGUGCUGACCGCCCUGCAGAAGGACAGUCGGGAACUAGAGAGGGGCAGCCCGUGUCUCCGGCACUGACCACCGCCGCCUGUGCCAGGCGCCUCCUGGCCGCUUCCAGAUACGCAUCCAUCUUGGCGUCCCGCACCUGUGCCGCCACUCUGUGGCUGACUUCAACCCAGAGCAUUCAGCAUUUGGAUGGAGAAGAAUGAAGCGGAGACGGGAAAGAGUUAUGCCAGCAGUGUGGAUGGGCCUGGCAGCUCAGAAGUCUCCCCUCUCCGCCAAAGUUCAUUAAAUUGUGAUGCUUUUAUGGCACUGACCAGAAGGAACCUGCCCGUGUUUCUUGGCCAAGACCUGGGAGGAGGCAGUUGGCGUGCUUCCUGUGCUUCCUCUCAAGAUGGGGCUACUAGGCCAGGCACUCUCCACUCCCCCCAGGGCAGCUCACCACGUAGCCCUGGGAUGCUGGAGGCAGCAGGAGCGCUGGCUGAGAAGAGGGUCCUCACGUGUGGCAGACCUGCACAACCGUUCCUGUGGAGAUGAAGGCUGGGGGUGGCCUUUGGUCUGGAAAGGGGGUUCCAUACCCACCAAGGCCUGGCUCUGAUGAUUCCCCUCUCUUCCUAGUCCCUGAGCCCCUGAGCCCCUUGGCGAGCCCUGGGUGCCCUACCCCUUCUCAGGGUUCCCCAGCCAGCCCCAUCUCAGCCUGACUCCCUCUGUCCAUGGAGGCUGGACAUGGGGUUGAUAAAUAGAGCACUUGGGCUUAGGAAGCCGCCAGCAGCACCUUAGCACCAGGCUGGAGGCAGGUGAGCUCCAGAAACCCACAAUUUACCCCUAACAUUCCUGCACACCCCUUCUCGGCCACUUGCUCCGGCCUAUAGUGGCCCUGGGCACCUUCCACCUGGUGUGUCACGAGCAGCCAGCAUCAAGGUAAUGUCACAGUUCUGACUGGUGACACUGCUAGGGCCAGCAGUGAGUGACCUCCCUACUGGACGGGCUUCAGGGACAUCACAUUUGCCUGGCACCCAGCAGAGCCCCCACCCCCAGCCACUGCUGUCUCCAUGUGUCCUCACUGUGUGCCCGGUUCCACUCUCGAAAACUUUCCUUAUGUGGGAUACGUCCCCGUGGCCCAACACUGGGCCCCAUGCACGGGAGGGAGGGUGCCCUCAGGUCUUCUGGCCUCCUCCCUCCUCGUGCCCCCACCCCCCGCUGCAUCCCAGCCUGGCCGCCUUCCCAAGAGGCCUUAUGAGACUGGCCUGGCAGAAGACUGCUUUGGACUCCUUACUCGCCCCGAUCAAACCAUAGGGGCUGAGCCAGGGUGGCUCUGCCAUACCUGGGCCCUUUGGCUGAGAUGCCAGCACUGAUGGGCGUGGCUCUCAGGCUCCUAGAACUUGUCUGCUGUGAAAACUGGCCCUCGCUAUAUUUGCCCUUUUCUGAAGGCUUGUACAGUUGCCUUUUUGUUUUACUUAGAAUCCGAUGAGGAUUUUUUUUGAAUUGUAAAUGAUAACCAUUUUAUUAAAGAAAAAUCAUGCAAAAA